UUUAUUUUGACUUGAAAUUGUUAAUCUGUACAAACGAGAAUUUUUAUAAAUAGUUUUUAAAGACAGUUUAUUCGAUUUACUUAUAUGCAAAGUAUAAUAGUUAUUGAAAUAAUCCAUUUUUAAGUACAAAUUUUUUCGUAAAAACGGUUUUCAAGGAAACCAAAUAAAGCUUGAAUUAAACGCUAGCGUAUAGAAAUAUGAAAUAUAGUCACCAUGUGGCGCUCCAGGUGAGAAAGAAUUGAGAGAAGGAGCCAUUCCACAUUAUUUGUUGUUCGUUGCUGUUGCCUGUGAAAGUAGCGCAGCUUUAAGAGUGAGUCGCGAUAUUUAAUAAUUUAGGAUAAGACUACAGAAAUGAAGAUAAAGUUACUAAUAAUUUUGAACGUUUGGAUAUUAAAUAUCACAGCUGAUAAAUCUGACAAUAAUAAUAGUCCUAAAAUACAGCCUUUUAACUUUCCGCCAAAUUUAUCUGUUGGACAAAGUACUAAAUUUUUAUGCACAUUAGUAGAAGGUGCUCAUCCAGUUAGUUUUCGUUGGUUUAAAGACGGCCAGGAAAUUACAGGAAAUAAGAAUAUAGAAAUAACCAAACUUAGGGAUAUAUCCAUUCUCAUAUUUAACAAUAUAAAUAUCGAAGAUGCUGGUAAUUAUACUUGCAUUGCAAGCAACAAAUUUGGUUCGGUUAAUCAUACCAGUUUACUAGCUGUCGAAGCUCCACCAAGGUGGAUUUCCGAACCUCAAGAUAUAGAUAUUACUUCCGGAAAUUCUAUUAAAAUUAAAUGUUCGGCUACAGGAUUUCCUAUUCCAAAAGUAUCUUGGAGGAGAAUGAACGGUAAUGUGAACGAAUUCGUUAUUUUAACUUUACUUUUAGAGUUUUGCCAUCAAUACUGAUCCCAUUUACAUUUUCAGAAAAUGGUCAAGAAAUAGAAGAGAUAUUUUCUAAAUCUCAAAACGCAACGCUGGAAUUAAAUUCUCCAACUUCUAGUGACAGUGGAAGAUAUGUUUGUAAAGCAAAUAAUGGAGUCGGUGAA
Centruroides sculpturatus (bark scorpion) is the source of this 1025-nucleotide messenger RNA. RefSeq names its product Down syndrome cell adhesion molecule-like. Gene Ontology annotation, molecular function: cell-cell adhesion mediator activity. The transcript is spliced from 3 exons. NCBI's taxonomy places the organism in Eukaryota, Metazoa, Arthropoda, Arachnida, Scorpiones, Buthidae. Gene Ontology annotation, biological process: homophilic cell-cell adhesion; dendrite self-avoidance; axon guidance. Gene Ontology annotation, cellular component: plasma membrane; axon. Bases 352 to 885 code for a protein of 177 amino acids. The record is from RefSeq and is a predicted model, not a curated record.